Molecule: messenger RNA, 2318 nt
Organism: Helicoverpa armigera (cotton bollworm)
Lineage: Eukaryota; Metazoa; Arthropoda; Insecta; Lepidoptera; Noctuidae
Exons: 2
Coding region: 357-1241 (294 amino acids)
Molecular function (GO): protein binding
Source: RefSeq, a predicted model, not a curated record
AUCGCCAAUCCAUCGUGAGUAAGAUUGGUGGCUAGUGCUCACUCCUUCUCUGUAUGAGAAGAGGCCUGUGCCCUGCAGUGGGACAAUUAAAAAAGCUGAUGAUGACGAUGAUGAUGAGAGAGAAUUUCUAGGCCUGCACUUUAAUGAUAGACCUGUAGACCAAAACCCAACAGCCUAUAUAACUUAUUCAGAAUAUAAACAGGCACCAUGUUUACAUACACUGAACGCUCAUGACACAAUGGCAGAUGUUUUAUAAAGUGUUCAAAGUCUUUCACGCCACCACCAUUUCAUAACAAACCAGCAGAGAAGACGGACGGACAGAUACCACAAACGUUUGUCAUGAACCUGACCUUACAAUGAGCCUGACACAAAUCUUCCCAGUCAUCAUCGCCUUACUGCUCAAUGGAUUUAACACGGAAAAAUGUGAGAGAAUCAAAAUAGGCAACGAAUUCUACAAGCGACAGUUAAUAGCCACCAUCGAUGGGUACCCCACGGGCAUGGUCAUAGACCCUAGAACAGACCACAUAUUCUUCAUCCUGCACAAACGGAAUUACACUAAAGGAAUACAUUUGCUCAAGCAUGGAUCUCUGGGCAUCAAAGAAUUGCCAGUCUCCGACGAAUUAUCAGGACAAUGCGUUGCCAUAGAUACCACUAACAAUAUCAUAUACAUAGGAACUAAUCAAGGGUUAGUAACGUACGAUUAUUCAAGAACAGAAAUCACUGCAGAAAGACCGAUAGGUGAUGAUGACGUUAGAAGUAUCUUUAUUGAUAAAACUGACAAUCAAAUGUAUAUAGCGACAGGAUCGAACCAUGAAAUAUUUCGAUUUAUGAAUGGGUCUGCAGCUGUCAAAAGAUACGAGAAGAUUCCUAAAGCUUACAGCUUUAUUUUGGACAGCAAAGGAAACGCCUUCUAUGAAUACAUCGAUGGAAGAUUGUAUUUCUUCUCAGUAGACUUAUAUGAACCUAUACAAUAUAAAGGUUUUACAAGAGAAUUGAAAUACAUACUACAGUUAAACAAUAAUGAUGAAGCCAUAGUUGCUGUGAAAGGGUCGUUAUUUAGGCUCUUUACAAAAAGCAUACUGCCAGUGAAAAUAGGUCAGUUAGGAUUCAAAAUCACAGGUUUAGCUUUUGACCAAAAGAACAAUAUAAUUAUUGGUACCAAAGGAAAGAUUUAUAGGUAUAAACCGAUCGAUACGAAUGACCCCUGCCCCGCUGAUGAUUAUUUUCUGUCUAGCAUAUAAACAAUUCUUGAUGAACAUUGCAAAACAGAUUUAGUUGCUCGGAGAUUUUCAAGAAAAACUCUUGAUAAUAGAAUUCGCAAACAAAAUAAUGUAAACGUGAAAUUAUGAAUGACGAGAAGUAUAUUUUGCUUUGAUUUCAAUGACAAGUGUGUUUCAUUUUGUAAUUAACUUCCCAAUUUUCAAUUUUUACUAUAUUUGAGUCAGUAUUUUAAUACGUUUGAGCAACUAAAUUUGUUUCUACGUCGAUAUUAGAAAAGUAACAUUGAUGAAGUAUGGAAAAACAUAAUUAUAUUACGAAUGCGGUAUCGAGUGAAUAUCUUUUUUACUGAAUGCAUUGGUUUACCGGUAUUUGCGGUUUUAAUUGAUUUGAUAAACGUUUCCUAGGUGUAAAAACCGUAUCUACGGAUGUAGGUAAUAUAGUCGGUUUUUUGUAGUCAUAGUUUUUGGACCAUUUUUUUUUUUGCUAUAAUUUUGUAUGCUUAGAAAUAUUUCUUUGGAUUUUGUGAAUUCUAGAGGGUGCUACAAUUUUUAGUUUAUUUUUUUUGGUACAAGUUAAGUUUUUUUUUUAUACUUUUAUUUUUUGUUUAUGUAAAUCGAAGCGUUGCUUUAUAAUUUUCGAAGCUUUUUUAAAAAACGAUUCUGCUUAUAAAAAUCAAAAAAAUAGGUAGCAUGGUGUGAAUGAAUGCUUUUUCUAAUCAAUGUCACUUUUCUAAUUAUAAUGUUCAAAAGGACAGCGAGAGUUACCUUGGAUUUUGCGUUUUUUCUAGAUUAGAAAAACUGAAAGUAUUGUUAGGUAUUUUGUAUUAUUAUUUACUACCUGUAGUUAUUUUGCCUAUCACCCUAGUUUUUAGGUAGGUACAUUAUUACCUACAAUUUGCAGUUUUUAGUUAAAAUAUGGGUAAAAUUUACCCCACCUGCACUUGUGAAAAUGCCAAAAACAAUAGGUACUAUUUAAUUAGGUAAUAAUUACUUCGGAAUUACUUUUAUUGUGUUAUAUCGUUUUUAGUACGAUAUUUUUUAUUUAAAAUUGUUAUUUUGUAAAGUCCACCGAAUAAAUGCUUAUUUUCUUAUAAAUCA